AUGAGUUUGACUCAGAAGUUGCUGCUUCUGCUUCUACUCGUCUUGAGUAGCCGUCAUGUUGAUUCUGGCUCUAUUGUCAAGUUUCUUCCUGGUUUUGAAGGCCCUCUUCCAUUCGAACUCGAAACCGGGUAUAUUGGUAUUGGUGAGGAAGAGAAUGUGCAAAUGUUCUACUAUUUCAUCAAAUCUGACAAGAAUCCAAAAGAAGAUCCUCUUCUAAUAUCGUUAAAUGGAGGACCUGGAUGCUCUUCUCUCGAAGGCCUGCUUUUAGAGAACGGACCUUUGGGUUUCAAGGAUGAGAUUUACAAUGGAAGUGUUCCUACUUUGGUUUCUACUGCAUAUUCAUGGACAAAGGUGGCGAAUAUAAUAUUCGUGGAUCAGCCUGUUGGAGCUGGCUUCUCCUACUCAAAAACUCCACUUGGUAAAACGAGUGACACAAGUGAAGUUAAGAAGGUUCAUGAGUUUAUUCAAAAGUGGCUAAGUAAGCAUCCAGAGUUUUAUUCCAAUCCAUUUUACGUUUUUGGAGAUUCUUAUGCCGGUAUGAUUGUUCCAGCUCUCGUUCAAGAAAUCUCAAAAGGAAAUUAUAUAUGUUGCAAACCUCUUAUAAAUCUACAGGGUUAUGUGCUCGGAAACCCAAUAACAUAUACUGAAUUUGAGACAAACUAUCGUAUUCCAUUUGCUCAUGGAAUGUCACUAAUCUCUGAUGAACUCUACCAGUCACUAAACAGAAUCUGCAAUGGAAAUAUCGGAAAUGUGGAUCCACGUAACGCAGAAUGUUUGAAACAUGUUGAAGAUUUCCAUAAGUGCACUGACAAACUAAAUACACAACAUAUAUUAAUACCUAAUUGCGAUGAAGUAAAUACACAACUUACAUCUCCUGACUGUUAUUAUUAUGUGUAUUUUCUUCUUGAAACCUGGGCCAACAACGAGAGAGUUCGAGAAGCUCUUCAUGUUAAUAAGGGGACUAAAGGACAGUGGCAACGAUGUAAUUGGACUAUUCCAUACGAUAACAACAUUAUAAAUAGCAUACCAUAUCAUAAGAAUAACAGCAUCAGCGGAUACCGAUCUCUAAUUUAUAGUGGUGAUCAUGACAUUACAAUGCCUUUCCAAGCAACUCAAGCUUGGAUAAAAUCUCUAAAUUACUCCAUCGCUCAUGAUUGGAGGCCUUGGAUGAUAGAAGCUCAAAUCGCUGGAUACACGAGAACGUACGCCAAUAAAAUGACAUUUGCUACUGUUAAAGGAGGUGGUCACACGGCAGAGUAUAAACCAGACGAGACCUUUCUCGUGUUCCAAAGAUGGAUUAGUGGCCAGCCUUUGUAA
Molecule: messenger RNA, 1317 nt
Organism: Microthlaspi erraticum
Lineage: Eukaryota; Viridiplantae; Streptophyta; Magnoliopsida; Brassicales; Brassicaceae
Source: the annotation of a GenBank genome assembly